AUGGGUUGUUGCUACUGUGAUACACAGCUGGAAUAUGGACAGUUAACUGUUCACUAUGAGGUGUGCGAUAGUUACACUGUUGACUGUCCUUAUAAGUGUGGAAUGCAGGUUGCUAGGAAGGAUGUGGAAGUGCACAUCAGCAGAGAGGGUGUAUGCCCCACCAGUCCUCUACAGUGUGAUUUUGCGUCAGCUGGAUGUCAGUUCAUGGGAAAUAGAGAGCAACUACAAGAUCACCUGGACAAGAACAUAGUCUGUCAUUUUAGUGUGGCUAUGCAAACAGUGAGCAACGUACAUGAGAGAUUGGCAAGCGCUGAAAAGAAACAAGCAGAAACGGACAAUGAGUUAGCUGCUGUUAAGAAAACACUGCAACAUACAGAAAGUGAGUUAGUGGUUGUUAAGAAAACACUGCAAAAGACAGAAAGUGAGUUAGUGGCUGUUAAGAAAACACUGCAACAUACAGAAAGUGAGUUAGUGGUUGUUAAGAAAACACUGCAAAAGACAGACAAUGAGUUUGUGGCUGUUAAGAAAACACUGCAAAAGACAGACAAUGAGUCUGCGGAUGUUAACAGAACACUGCAACGGACAGAAAGUUCAGUUUUGGCUGCCAACUAUAAGACAUUCAGCAAAUUUUUGGUUGGCGAGUGCCUAGAGAAAGUUGAUCAGAGACAGUCAGUGGAGAAUGUGAAAGCUUUACUGGACAAACAGAUACAAAUUUCAUUUGAAAUGAGCAACACUUUUGUACACCUGUGGAAGAUAGAGUCACAACACUUAGCGCAAUUAUUGAAAUUUGGCAAUUCAUGUCCAUGCACAAUUUUAUCUAACAAAUUCAACACCGGAAAUCCAGGUUUGCAUUUACAACUUGAACUUUUUUGUCAAGUAACAUGGUGUAGUCAAUACACAUUUGAAGCAAAGGUGUACUGUUGUGGUCAACAACGUAACAAGAAAUUUCACAAGUCAAAGUAUUUGAUGUCAAUUUUGCUGCAUGGCAAUCUUGGUUACAUGUCAAGAGGCCCAGAAAGAGAUUGA
Messenger RNA from Corticium candelabrum, 1026 nucleotides. RefSeq names its product TNF receptor-associated factor 3-like. Bases 1 to 1026 code for a protein of 341 amino acids. NCBI's taxonomy places the organism in Eukaryota, Metazoa, Porifera, Homoscleromorpha, Homosclerophorida, Plakinidae. The transcript has a single exon. Gene Ontology annotation, molecular function: zinc ion binding. The record is from RefSeq and is a predicted model, not a curated record.